Molecule: messenger RNA, 783 nt
Organism: Peronospora farinosa
Lineage: Eukaryota; Oomycota; Peronosporomycetes; Peronosporales; Peronosporaceae
Source: the annotation of a GenBank genome assembly
AUGCGCUUCCGUCCAUGCAUCGAUAUUCACGCUGGCGAGGUCAAGCAGAUUGUCGGUUCUACACUCACGGACAGUAAAGAUGCAGAACCUGUCACGAACUUUGUAGCUUCACAAAGUGCUGGUGAUUUUGCCCGAAUGUACAAGACCAAUAACUUGAUUGGUGGUCAUGUCAUCAUGUUGGGUACAUCACAAGUCAAUACAAAUGCAGCUUUGGAGGCUUUAGAGGCUUAUCCCGGUCGACUCCAAGUAGGCGGUGGUAUAAAUGCCGACAAUUGCCAAUUUUUCAUUGAAAAAGGUGCAAGUCACGUGAUUGUCACGUCAUACGUGUUUCGAGAUGGUCAAAUUGACUUUGAUCGGCUCGAGAAGCUCAAGCAGCUCAUUGGCAAAGAACAUUUGGUGCUGGAUCUGAGCUGUCGGAAGAAGGUGGAGGACAAUAAGUUCUAUGUGAUGACAGAUCGCUGGCAGAAGUUUACGACGACGUCUAUCGAUGAGGCUCUGUUUCACCGUCUUGCUGAAUAUUGUGAUGAGUUUUUAGUCCAUGCUGUGGACGUUGAAGGCAAGCGGUGUGGCAUCCAACAAGAGCUUGUGAAGCUUCUGGCAAAAUGGUGCCCCCUCCCCGUUACGUAUGCUGGUGGUGCCAGUUCCUUGGAUGAUCUGGACUUCGUGGAGCGUAUUGGCAACGGCAAGGUGGACCUUUCGAUUGGUAGUGCUCUUGACAUCUUUGGUGGUGAUAUUCGCUACGAAGAUGUGGUUGCGUGGGACAGGAAGCGUGCCAGCAACUAG